Molecule: messenger RNA, 3898 nt
Organism: Cuscuta epithymum
Lineage: Eukaryota; Viridiplantae; Streptophyta; Magnoliopsida; Solanales; Convolvulaceae
Source: the annotation of a GenBank genome assembly
CAGUGAGAAAUUAUCGUGUUUUCAGGCUCAGGUCUCGAACGAACUACACUCGGUUCGUACUUGCUUUGAUCCGAUCUGCUUUCUCACGCCUCCACCUCUCCUCACUGUAGAGAGAGAAAGAGAGAGUAACAACCAAAUCGCCUCAGCCAUGGCGGCUAGAGCCUUUCUUCUCCUUUUUCUGGUUUUCUUCUCCUCUGCCUAUACUUCAUUCUCUCUCUACGAAGACCAAGUCGGCCUCAUGGACUGGCAUCAACGGUACAUAGGAAAAGUGAAGCACGCUGUGUUCCAUACGCAGAAGGCGGGGAGGAAGCGCGUGGUUGUCUCCACUGAGGAGAAUGUCAUUGCCUCCCUCGAUCUUCGCCAUGGAGAUAUUUUUUGGAGGCAUGUAUUUGGGCGCAACGAUGUGAUUGAUGGAAUUGACAUCACCAUUGGGAAAUAUGUUAUUACUCUGUCAUCUGGAAGUACUGUGAGAGCAUGGAACCUUCCUGAUGGCCAGAUGGUGUGGGAAUCAUUCCUUACUGGCUCAAAUGCUUCGAGAUCAUUUUUAGUUGUUCCAUCAUUUUUGAAAGUCAACAAGAAUAUUUUGAUUCUUAUUUAUAGUAAUGGAUAUCUGCAUGCUGUUUCAAGCACGGAUGGGGAAGUUAUCUGGAAGACGGAGCUAGGGAAGGAGGGUAUUGAUAUUCAGCACAUAGUUCAUCAUGAAGGCACUGAUGAUAUAUACGCAGUAGGACUUAGUGGUUCAUCUCUAUUUGAAGCAUAUAAAAUAAAUGCCAUGAAUGGUGAACUGUUGAAGCAUGAGAGCAUGGUAUUUCAUGGCGGAUUUUCUGGUGAUAUUGCACUGCUCACAAGUGACAUUGUGGUGGCACUUGAUUCCACUGGGUCAAUCCUACUCUCUAUAGCUUUCAAGGAUGGACUUAUUAGCUCCCAACAGUUGCAUUUAGCAGACCUUGUUCAGGAUUUUACAGGAGCAGCAGUGCUCUUACCUGCUAAGAUUAUAGGGAUGGUUGCUGUUCACAUAAAAGAAUCCGUGUUGUUCCUUAGAGUUACACAUGAAGGUAAACUGGAGCUAGUUGGCAAAGUUGCGUAUGGUGCUGCUAUAAGUGAUUCUGUAUCUGUUUCAGAAGGUCACCAAGCUUUUGGACUUGUCCAGCAUGAUGCUGGUAAGAUUAAUCUCUCUGUAAAAACAAUCAGUGACUGGGAUAUGAAUUUACUCAAGGAAAGCUCAAGGUUGGACAGUCAAAAGGGGCUAGUUCAUAAGGUUUUCGUCAACAAUUACAUCAGGACAGACAGAUCUUAUGGAUUUAGGGCCCUGGUUGUCUUAGAGGAUCAUUCUUUAUUGUUACUCCAACAAGGUGAGGUUGUCUGGAGCAGAGAAGACGGGCUUGCUUCCAUUGUAGAUGUAACAACUUCAGAAUUACCUCUAGAAAAGGAUGGGGUAUCUGUUUCCAAAGUGGAGCAGAACCUUUUCGAAUGGAUUAAGGGACAUAUCCUGAAGCUUAAAGGAACUAUGAUGCUUGCUACUCUUGAUGAUAUGGCAGCUAUACAACAGAUGAGGUUACAAAGCUCUGAGAAAAGCAAGAUGACUCGAGACCAUAAUGGAUUCAGGAAACUACUGAUAGUACUUAGUAAAGCUGGGAAGCUUUAUGCACUACACACUGGAGAUGGACGAAUUGUUUGGUCUUUCCUUGUAGAUGCUCUCAGACAAUCAAAAUCUUGUGAACACCCGAAUGGCUUCAAGAUAUAUCAGUGGCAGGUCCCACAUCAUCAUGCCAUGGAUGAGAACCCAUCUGUACUUGUAGUUGGCAAAUGUGGUUUAAAUUCAGAUGCUUCUAGUGUUCUGUCAUUUGUUGAUGCAUACACUGGGAAGGAACUCAAUAAUUUGAGACCGGGUCAUUCCAUUGCACGGGUUAUUCUUCUCCCGUAUACUGAUUCCACUGAACAACGACUUCAUCUGCUGAUAGACACUGAUGGUCAUGGACACUUAUAUCCUAGAACUCCUGAGGCUCUUGGCAUAUUGAAACGUGAACUGGGAAACAUAUAUUGGUAUUCACUGGAAACUAAUAACAUCUUAAGGGGACAUGCAGUGGUGGAGAAUUACUUUCAAGGAUUGGGCGACGAUUACCAUUUUGCAACUAGGGAUGUAUGGUCAAUUGUGUUUCCUUCAGAAUCAGAACAGAUUAUUGCUACUGCUUCAAGGAAAUCGAAUGAGGUAGUUCAUACACAAGCAAAGGUAACUGCAGAUCAGGAUGUGAUGUAUAAAUACGUAUCUAAGAAUAUGAUUUAUGUAGCUACUGUUACACCUAAAGCAGCUGGUGAUAUUGGAUCAGCCAUCCCUGAUGAGUCGUGUCUGGUUGUAUAUCUUAUUGAUACUGUUAAUGGCCGUAUACUUCACCGCAUGGUUCAUCAAGGCUCACAGGGACCUGUCAAUGCUGUACUCAGUGAGAAUUGGGUUGUCUACCACUACUUCAAUCUAAGGGCACAUAGAUAUGAAAUGUCUGUGAUUGAGAUCUAUGAUCAAUCUCGAGCGGAUAACAAGGAUCUGUUGAAACUUGUUCUUGGGAAGCAUAAUCUUACUAAACCGGUUUCAUCAUUUUCACAUCCUGAAGUUUCUACUAAGUCACAGUCUUACUUUUUUACGCAUUCUGUGAAAACAAUAGCAGUAACUUCGACAACCAAAGGUAUAACAUCCAAGCAGCUUCUUAUUGGCACAGUUGGUGACCAGGUAUUGGCAUUGGACAAGCGCUUUUUAGAUCCCCGGAGAACAGUGAAUCCUACACAGGCUGAGAAAGAGGAAGGAAUAAUACCUCUUACUGACUCCCUACCUAUAAUCCCCCAGUCUUAUGUGACUCAUGCUGUGAAAGUGGAAGGCCUUGGAGGAAUAGUAACCAUUCCGGCAAAACUGGAGUCAACCACCCUUGUCUUUGCAUAUGGAGUUGAUCUCUUUUUCACACGCUUGGCUCCUUCAAAGACCUAUGAUUCUCUAACCGAGGACUUCAGUUAUGCCUUGCUUCUUCUUACCAUUGUUGCACUUGUAGUGGCCAUUUUCGUAACAUGGAUCUGGUCAGAGAGGAAGGAGUUGCAGGAGAAGUGGAGAUGAAUGGACUCAGGUGAUCAACCGCAUAGAUUUUUUCCUCUCUUUUAAUGUCAUAUUCGAGUAUUUUAACUAUUCCUUUCGAUCUCUUCCACACAAACUGCUUUCCCGGGGAGCAAUUAGGUGGGCUAUAGUUUCAUUUAUUUAAUGUUGUCAUUUUAGAAAGUUGCAGCUUCUACUUGGAAGGGCAAGAAACACAAAAUUUGUAACAAGUAGCAAAUAUUUUGGAGAUUGUGCUGACAUGUAAAGUCAUUUGAGUCAUGACACGUCACAACCUGAAGGACCUGAUAAAAACGUGCUGUGUGUUUUGAUGCUGUGUUACCAAAAAAUAGGUCAUACUUGCUCAACUAGGGUUGGACCCAGUCCAUUUCUGAACCGACUGAUAUGGGUUAUGGAGAGGUCGGAGCCGGAAUCAAGUAUAUGAGUAUAUCUGGUUCCAAGUUGGUUUUGAUCUGAUUUCUGUGUCGAUAUUGGACCAGUUUUUUACUUUUUUAGGCUAUUUAAGAAAUGGUAACAGAAUUGCUCUAGUUCUAUUUUGGAGGAACUGGAUCUGAUUUUGAUCAAUUAUUGGGUACCAGUAAGAAACCACUUUUUACUUCAGUCUACAGUCAAGUUUCAUGUCGAUUCCAGCCGGAUUUAGAACUGAGAUUGGGUAGAUCCUACCCCUACUCUUAACUUGUCUUUAGCUGGAGUGUACUCCUAGUCUGAACUUGGCUUUGACCCGAGUCUACCUUUAUCUCAACUUUCCCUUGCUUUUAAAAUGUUGAUGGAUAAGUUAAAUCAUGAGAUCAUAUGAAUGCAAUUACA